Messenger RNA from Didymodactylos carnosus, 1083 nucleotides. The record is from the annotation of a GenBank genome assembly. NCBI's taxonomy places the organism in Eukaryota, Metazoa, Rotifera, Eurotatoria, Philodinida, Philodinidae.
AUGGGUACUCUGGACCAACGUGCGGCACGAGUACCUGUACAGUCACGCCAGCCAGCAGUUCUCCAUACUACAAUUGCACCUGUCAAAACGGGUACUCUGGAACAAUUUGCAGCACAAGUGUGUGUACUGCGAAUCCUUGUGCGAACUCAGGUACCUGUACAGUCACGCCAGCUGGCACUUCCCCAUAUUACACUUGCAGCUGCCAAAAUGGGUACUCUGGAACAAUUUGCAGCACAAGUGUGUGUACAUCGAAUCCUUGUGCGAACUCAGGUACCUGUACAGUCACGCCAGCCGGCAGUUCUCCGUAUUACAAUUGCACCUGCCAAAAUGGGUACUCGGGAACCACCUGCGGCACGAGUGUGUGUACUACGAACCCUUGUGCGAACUCAGGUACCUGCACAGUCACACCAGCCGGCAGUUCUCCAUACUACAAUUGCGCCUGCCAAAAUGGGUACUCUGGAACAACUUGCGGCAUUAGUGAGUUAUCAGUUUUGUUAUCUUUUAACCCUCCUCUCUGGUGUGUUUGCGCCUGCCAGCAUGGGUACUCUGGAGCAACGUGCGGCACGAGCGUGUGUACUGCGAAUCCUUGUGCAAACUCAGGUACCUGUACAAUCAUGCCAGCCGGCAGUUCUCCGUAUUACAGUUGCGCCUGCCAGCAGGGGUACUCUGGAACCACUUGCACCACGAUUUUCCGGCUUAUCUCGUUUAGUAUCAUGUCAGUUGUCAAAUCCGUGCGAUAAAAACGCGCAAUGUAAUUUAACAUCGAAUGGAACUCAGUUUUGUACAUGUAAUAAUGGUUAUGUUGAUCAAGGUAGUGGUUUGAAGGGAGAUUGUCUGAGUGUGUGUUAUGUUAAUGACCCAUGCUCGUUUUUGGCAAACUGUGCGUUAAUGCCGAAUGGUACUGUUAAUUGCACCUGUAGAAAUGGUUUCUACGGAGAUGGUUAUGACUGUGAAGAUAGAUGUAAUAAUGCAACAACAUGUGAUGCAAAUGCAGUAUGUAGUCAUACACAAUCGACUGGUAAUAUUAACUGUACAUGCAAGCCAGGGUUCACAAACGCUGGAACGGGUCUACCCGGUAAGUAA